GGAUCAUCUUCCACUGUACUCACAAAGUCUGUUGUCUUAACGAUUUUAUCAGCACUGAGCCUCCAAGAAGUUCGCGAGUUUGUGAGUUUUGCUUGGAGUAUUAGAAAGCAAAACAAGUAGCCGACGACACGACCGUCGACCCCAAUAACGUGCAUUCUCCCGCUUCAGAAAAACCGAUGGAACACGUUGCUUACUCGUUAAAAAAUCGUCUGCUCUUACUGUGAAAAGAUGAUUUAGAUUUUCAUUCAGAUGACUCUUUUCUCUAGGAACUAUUGACUUAACUGCCAACAUUCCUGAUUCCCUAUUAUAACAUUACUAGUAACUUUAAAUAUAAUAUCACUGAUGACCAAAAACACGAGUUCUUUAUUUCUUUCCGGAUUUUUUAUAAUAUAACAUGGAAAACGAGAAAAAUACAAAUAACAGUGGAAAAACAGAGAGUGAUGAACAAGGUAUAAAUAUUCCUGACUGCGAAGAUUGUCAUAACGUCGACAAAAAAUGUUCGAUGUUAAAUACGAAUAUGAGUAAACGUCAAUUAAAAAAAAUCAAAAGAAGAGAAAAAUGGUUAGAACGAAAGAGCGAAAAAAGAUUAAAGGAACGAGAAAAAGCAAGGCAGAAACGGGCAUAUGCUCGUGCAAAUAAUAUAAGUCUUGGACCAUCUAGGAAGGCCUUAAAAAAAAGUACCAUGGCUGACAGUAGUUGUAAAAUUGAAGUGUCUAUUGACAUGUCUUUUGAUGAUUUAAUGAUUGAUAAAGAUAUUGCAAAGUUAACAAAGCAGAUACUAAGAUGUUAUACAUUGAAUAGAAGAGCUCUUGCACCAAUGCAGUUUUCUGUUACUGGCUUCAAUGGUACGUCAAGAACACAUAUGCAAAAACAUAAUGGGUAUCAACAUUGGGAUGUAAAAUUUUAUGUAGAAACUUAUUUGGAUAUUUAUCCGAAAGAGAAGAUUAUAUAUCUAACUAGUGAAUCAGAAAAUGUGAUCAAUCAUCUAGAACAUGAUUGUGUGUAUGUUAUAGGUGGUCUUGUUGAUCAUAAUAGUCAUAAGGGUUUAUGUCACAAGGUAGCAAAACAGGCCGGCGUAAGGCAUGGAAGACUUCCUUUAGACAAAUUUUUAGAGAUGAAGGCUAGAAAGGUUUUAACCGUUGAUCAUGUAUUUGAAAUUUUGCUUCGAGUUAGUGAAGGUGAAACAUGGCAAGAAGCAUUUUUACAAGUAUUACCAGAAAGGAAAAACGCUCAACCUAUUUUAUCCUCAAAAGAAAGCGAAAGUGCAUUAAACAUUUGUGAAAAAGAAACAAAUGAUGAAACAACUGAACAUAUUAGUAUUUUAGAAAAAGACAAAAACACAUUGGAUAUUCAUAAAGAAGAAAAUAUUUUCUACGUAAAUAGUACAGUAGAAACAAAUACGGAAGCUAUUGAUAAUAAUACAAGUAAUUCAUGUACAUAAUAAAAUUAAAAUACAAAGAUAAAUAAAUUAAAUUAAAUAUUGCAUUGUACAUAAAUAUGGUUUGUGCUUCAAAUCGAAUUAACCUGUGUUAGUACGGCGUAGUAUAAAUUUUUAGUUUCGUAAUUUUUUAUCGUUAUUAUCGCAUUGUGUGUAUUUGUUAUCAC
Messenger RNA from Nomia melanderi (Alkali bee), 1605 nucleotides. The record is from RefSeq and is a predicted model, not a curated record. Lineage: Eukaryota; Metazoa; Arthropoda; Insecta; Hymenoptera; Halictidae.